Molecule: messenger RNA, 1901 nt
Organism: Rhododendron vialii
Lineage: Eukaryota; Viridiplantae; Streptophyta; Magnoliopsida; Ericales; Ericaceae
Product: nuclear transcription factor Y subunit A-10
Exons: 6
Coding region: 326-1276 (316 amino acids)
Biological process (GO): regulation of transcription by RNA polymerase II
Molecular function (GO): DNA-binding transcription factor activity, RNA polymerase II-specific; RNA polymerase II cis-regulatory region sequence-specific DNA binding
Source: RefSeq, a predicted model, not a curated record
AAUGGUUAAGACUAGAUAGAGCAACAGAGAAAUAUUAACAACUUGCUUUAACACAUAAAACAAACAAACAAAGAAAGGCCUUGCAUGAAUGCUGUAUUUCAUUGGCCACUGCCGUGUAGUUCCAUUAGAACACUUGUACAGUUGUACGCAUCCAUUGCCUCUCUCUCUCUCUCUCUCUCUCUCUCUCUCUGCUUCAUAUUGUACCAACAUGCCUCCAGCCAAAUGGGGUUCCUGUCCUUCCUGAUUUGAAGACACUGCUGGUACUGGCCUUGCCAAUAGUAGGGAAUUGUGAUUCAAGAACGGUAAUCUGAUUUAUAGGUUUCAUAUGACCAUGCCUGCUCUAUACCUCAAGGAACAUGAAGGGGUUGUUCGAAAUUCUAUUGGUCAGUUGCCAUCGGCUGCAGUGCCAUGGUGGAGUGGGAUCGGAUCUCAAUCGACUUACAAUGAACCUUUUGGCCAAAUUAAGUCUUCAUUUCUGGAACACCCUAACAGUGGAGGCCAGCUGACUGCAAAUAAACGAGCGGAGAGGGGCACGGAACAAGGGCUGGAGAAAGGGAAUACCACCCAAUUCACUAUAUUUCCUGUUGCUCAUUCAGGUGUACCCAAAACAUCACCAAACAUUCCUGUGCAAUCUGCUCCACCUGAAUACCAAGGUCGUUUCGAGCUAGGAUAUGGUCAAUCUGUGAUCUGUGCAAAGUAUCCUUAUGGGGAUCAAUGUUAUGGACUAUUCUCAACUUACGGACCUCAGAUUGCGGGCCGGCUUAUGUUGACUGCGGAUGAUGGACCAAUAUACGUGAAUGCUAAGCAAUAUCAUGGAAUAAUCCGCCGCAGGCUCUCACGUGCAAAGGCAGUAUCAGAGAACAAAGCUCUGAAAGUCCGUAAGCCCUACUUGCACAAGUCACGCCAUCUCCAUGCAAUGCGCCGACCAAGGGGCACUGGUGGCCGGUUCCUUAACACCAAGGCUUCAAAGGGUGCUAAAGGCAGAACUGAGAAGGAAAAGACUCGAAAUGGACAACCCACUGAAUCUCAAAAUUCCGAAGUUUUGGAAUCUGACAGCGGAAAUUCAAGCUCAACAAAGGAAGCAAAUGGAAGGAGGUCAAAUACCCCAGGGUUUGAGGUGACUAGUAUGCUUUUCAGGGAAGAUGUAAAUCAUUUCACAUUCAAUCAUCUUCUGCUACCUGUCCACUCUCUCUCUGGAAUGAGUACUGGGCAGGGCAGGGCCAUGCCCAGUAAGUGGAUGGCAGCAGCUGAUAGCUGCUGCAAUCUCAAAGUUUGAGAGAAAAAAGGGACGAGGGGGUCUGGUUUCAAAUCAUUGUCACAGACCCUCUUGCUGCAACCAAGUGGGGUCUCUUGGUUUUGGUUGUUAGUGAAGGCAAAUCAUCCUUGGCUACUUACUUAAAAAAAAACCAAAAAAAGAACCAAACGUACUUGCCCCAUUUGCAUUAAGGUUGUCUUUGCCACUCGUGUGGUUAGAGACAAUAGGGCCUUAGUGCAAGAAAGAAGAGGGCAAGACUAUGAAUGGGUUAAGUCCUGUUUCUGAAUAAAAACGGUGAAAAUUGUGGAUUUCAUGGUUGUAAUCUUGGAGUUGUUGAUGUUGCUGAAGUUAGUAUUUCGAGUGUGGAUUUCAAACCUGGUGAAGUUUGUAAUAACGUGUGCUGUCCUCUCUACCACGGAAGGCUGGAUUUCGUGUUUGUGAUGUUGGAUUUGUUGAUGUGUCUAUGUAUAGAUUUUCGAACUUGGUGACGUAAUGUAAUAAUAUAUCAUACGGCUUUCGACUUAAGCUGCUGAUGGGUGGAUUUCGUGUUUGUGAUCAUCUUGUUGAAGUUCGGAUAAUGGGUCUGGACUGGAUUUUAUCCAACUUGGUGAAGUAAAUGUAUUGUAACUUGUAAGUGCUUUGACUA